Messenger RNA from Lotus japonicus, 3129 nucleotides. Its product is annotated as probable transcriptional regulator SLK2. Gene Ontology annotation, biological process: negative regulation of transcription by RNA polymerase II; positive regulation of transcription by RNA polymerase II. Gene Ontology annotation, cellular component: nucleus; transcription regulator complex. The record is from RefSeq and is a predicted model, not a curated record. The transcript is spliced from 10 exons. Bases 404 to 3016 code for a protein of 870 amino acids. Lineage: Eukaryota; Viridiplantae; Streptophyta; Magnoliopsida; Fabales; Fabaceae.
UUCUCUAUUCACAGUUUCUCUCUUUCUUUCUCUCUCUCUCUCUCUCUCUAGCACGAAAAUUUUCUCUCUCUAGUUUCUCUUCGAUUCCCGUUUCGUAAUUGAGCAUAGAAAAGCGUCGUUUCGCUUUUUCCACCUUCCCGUUUCGAUUAUCUGUGUCAGAAAUUGUCCAGAUUUCAGAAGAACAGUGAUAGUGGACACGUUUGAUUGCGAAGGAGUUUGUAGAUUUGUCAAGUACUUAAUUAUAGAGUGAAAUCAGAGGAACAUUAUACGCAAACAAAUACCUUGCCGAUGUUUCAUGUGGAUUUUGUGUUGUUUUAUGUGUGUAGAUUAAAGUUUUGACAUACAAGUUAGGCUGGCUCGGGAGAGCUACUUAUACUCCAGUCACCAAGCGGGGGUGUCCCCCAUGACAUCUUCUCGGGUGGCUGGAGGAUUAACACACUCAUCAUCAAGUUCUGGCAUAUUCUUUCAGGGAGAUGGGCAGUCACAGAAUGCAGUUAACUCUCACUUGAGCUCAUCUUAUGGUAACUCAUCUAACUCGAUUCCUGGAACUGGGCGUUCAAAUCUGGGUCUGGUCUCUGGGGAUAUGAGUAAUGCUGUUUUAAACAGUGUGACAAACUCAGCACCAAGUGUUGGAGCCAGUUCUCUAGUUACAGAUGCCAAUUCUGCACUUUCUGGGGGGCCCAAUUUGCAGAGAAGUGCAAGCUUUAACACUGAGUCAUACUUACGUUUACCUGCUUCACCGAUGUCAUUUUCCUCAAAUAAUAUUAGUAUUUCGGGGUCAUCAGUUAUGGAUGGUUCUGUAGUGCAACAGAGCUCUCAUCCAGACCAGAAUGUUCAACAAUUGCAGCAGAAUCACCAGCAGCAACAAAGUGCUUCUAGUGCUACAUCUUUGCUUCCAUCUCAAACUGGCCAAGGUCCACUUCCAAUGGGUGCACGAGUACCAGGGUCUUUUGUUCAAGAUCCAAACAAUUUAUCUCAGCUGCAGAAGAAACCUCGUCUGGAUAUCAAGCAGGAAGAUAUGCAGCAGCAAGUAAUACAACAGCUUCUUCAGAGGCAAGACUCCAUGCAGUUCCAGGGUCGUAAUCCACAAAUACAGGCUAUGCUUCAACAGCAGCAGAGACUUAGACAACAGCAAAUAUUUCAAUCGAUGCCACAGUUACAGCGAGCCCACUUGCAGCAGCAGCAACAACAACAACAACAGCAGCAACAGCAACAGCAGCAACAACAACAGCAGCAAAUGCAAUUGAGGCAGCAGUUACAGCAACAAGUAAUGCAGCCAUUGUCUGGAGCAAAGCGCCCAUAUGACAGUGGUGUUUGUGCCCGUCGACUGAUGCAAUACCUUUAUCAUCAAAGACAACGACCAAGUGAUAAUAGUAUAGCCUAUUGGAGAAAAUUUGUGGCUGAAUAUUACUCACCUCGUGCAAAGAAACGGUGGUGCUUGUCAUUAUAUGAUAAUGUUGGUCAUCAUGCACUUGGUGUUUUCCCCCAAGCAGCUAUGGAUGCGUGGCAUUGCGACAUAUGCGGUUCUAAAUCUGGAAAGGGAUUUGAGGCAACUUCUGAAGUUCUCCCUAGACUUAAUGAAAUCAAAUUUGGAAGUGGUGUGAUCGAUGAACUUCUGUUUUUGGACUUGCCGCGUGAAUAUAGAUUUCCUUCUGGUGUGUUAAUGUUAGAAUAUGCCAAAGCAGUUCAAGAGAGUGUGUACGAGCAGCUUCGUGUUGUUCGUGAGGGUCAACUCCGUAUCAUAUUCACGCAAGAUCUGAAGAUAUUAUCGUGGGAGUUUUGUGCAAGGCGCCAUGAAGAACUCCUUCCUCGAAGGUUGGUUGCACCGCAGGUAAACCAGUUGGUUCAAGUAGCACAAAAAUGCCAAAGUACAAUUGCUGAGAGUGGAUCUGAUGGGAUUUCUCAGCAGGAUUUGCAAACAAACAGCAAUAUGGUAUUGACUGCUGGGCGUCAUCUUGCGAAGAGUUUGGAGUUGCAGUCACUAAAUGACUUAGGUUUCUCCAAAAGAUAUGUGAGAUGCUUGCAGAUAGCUGAGGUUGUGAACAGCAUGAAAGAUCUGAUAGAUUUUGGCCGUGAGCACAAAAUUGGUGCAAUAGAAAGCUUGAAAACCUAUCCUCGACAUGCAACUGCAGCCAAGUUUCAGAUGCAAAAGAUGCAGGAGAUGGAACAACUAGCCAAUGUUCAAGGUCUGCCUACUGAUCGAAAUACACUGAAUAAGCUAAUAGCCAUGCACUCAGGCUUGAACAACAAAAUCAACAAUAAUCCUAAUAUGGGUAAUCGAGGUGCUUUAACUGGAUCGGCUCAAGCUGCUUUGGCACUGUCCAACUACCAGAAUAUUCUCAUGAGGCAAAACUCGAUGAAUUCAAACUCUGGUUCGCUUCAGCGAGAAGGAUCAUCUUCUUUCAAUAAUUCAAUUCCGAGCCCAUCUUCAACCAUGCAAGGAUCUGCUGGAGCUUCUGCUUUAAUUUCAGGUUCAUUGCAGGGUUUACCUGCUAGUGGUUUCUCCAGUCCCCAUCUGCAACAGCAGCAGCAACAGCAACUGCAACAACUUCAACAACGCUCUCUAAGUGCAAAUAGCAUACUACAGCAAGGUCAUUCACAGGGCUCUCAGGCAAACCAGGCUCUGCAACAGCAGAUGAUUCAACAACUGCUGCAGGAGAUGUCUCAUAGCAAUGGAGGGAUGCAACCUCAGUCCCUUGGUGGAUCCAAUGGAAAUGGUAACAUGGCAAAGAAUGGUGGGGUGGGCUUUGGUGGCCAGACUCUACGCGUAGCUGGAGAUACUUCUAAUGUUUCUGGAAGUAAUGGACCUGUACCUAGCCGGAGCAACAGCUUCAAAGCCGCUUCGAACAGUGAUUCUUCUGCAGCUGGUGGCAACAAUGGAUUUAACCAGAGAACAUCUGACAUGCCACAAAAUCUCCAUUUGCCAGAAGAUGUGGAUAUUGGCAAUGAUUUCAUGGAUAGUAGUUUUUUCAACAGUGAUCUAGAUGAUAACAUGGGCUAUAGCUGGAAGGCUUGACUAACACAACUUUGUCCAUUCAUUUGCUUAUCUUGGCUUUUAAGUGUUGAGCAUAUUAUCUCUGUACAGGAUAUUUGGAAUAUCUGAUGCUUAUUCUCUGUGUUGACUGCUCA